Chiloscyllium plagiosum (whitespotted bambooshark) is the source of this 2312-nucleotide messenger RNA. RefSeq names its product breast cancer metastasis-suppressor 1 homolog. The record is from RefSeq and is a predicted model, not a curated record. NCBI's taxonomy places the organism in Eukaryota, Metazoa, Chordata, Chondrichthyes, Orectolobiformes, Hemiscylliidae.
CCUCCUUACCCAGUCCGACUCUCCGAUUGGCCGGAACGGCCCGCCUCCUUACCAGGUCCGACCCUCCGGUUGGUCAGAACGGCCGUCCAUCAAUCGGUUAGUCGACGGGCCUCCUCGGUCGACGCAUUUCCUGUUCUAAAAGUUCCUGCAAAGCUCCCAGAGAGAAAGAAACACAGCCUUUCCCCUACUGCUCUCCCCACCAAAACAAACAAAACAAAACCAUCCCGGACGCGGAAUGAGAUGAAAUAAAUACUUUUAAAACGUGCAAGUGAACCCAGCCCACAAGCGACGCACCACCCUGUCCCUCCGAACGCCACUGGGCGACUGGCGGCCGGGCACCCGCGAGCGCGAGCCAACAACCUCCUGGAACCUUCCAGAGUCCGGUGACCGUUACUAUUAAAGCGAGGCUGCAUUGGCCGUUUUAUUUUCAAAAUAAAUUAAAAAAUAAAACACGUCUACGGGGGCCAAACAACUGUCAAGAAAAAAAAAAGAACCACUACGUUUUCUCUUCACCGUUUUUACCCCUUUCCCUGGUUAGAAACUGGACCCAUUGAGGAGCCUGGCGCGGAGCGAGCUUGGAGCGGACAAUGCCUGGGCAGCAGCCACAGAAAGACAAAGAAAAGGAAGAGGAGAAGGCUGAUGAGGAAAUGGAGCAGGAUUCUCCAGAGAAUGAGGAGAGCUCGGAUGAGGAGAGCGGCAGUACUUCUGCAUCUGAGGAGGAGGGCGAAGACAGCUCAGAAAUGGACGAUGAGGACUGUGAGCGGCGCCGCACAGCGUGUCUGGAUGAAAUGUCGGAUUUGGAGAAGCAAUUCACGGAUCUGAAAGAACAACUGUACAAAGAGAGAUUGAGUCAGGUUGAAGCCAAACUGGAUGAGGUGAUCGCAGGGAAAGCAACUGAGUACUUGGAGCCCCUGGCUGUCCUGCAGAAGAACAUGAAAAUCAGAACGGAGGUGGCAGGAGUAUAUAAAGAUUUGUGUUUGGAAGUAAUCAGAAACAGGUAUGAGUGUGAACUGCAGGGAGCUCGACAACAUCUGGAGAGUGAGAAGCUGUUACUGUUCGAUAACAUGCGGAAUGAGCUAUUGGAGCGAAUUCAGCGAUUGGAGGAGGACAAGCAAAGUAUAGACAUAACCUCUGAAUGGUGGAAUGAGGAGGUCCGUGGGAAACGGAACAAGAAGAAAUGUGACACCUUUAAACCAGAAAAAAAGAAGAAGGCAGCGACUGUGUCUGGGCCAUACAUUGUCUACAUGUUGCGAGACAUUGAUAUCUUGGAGGACUGGACUGCAAUUAAAAAGGCAAAAGCAGUUGUCGCCCAGCAAAAGAGAAAAUCAGAUGGUACAGGUACUGAAGCAGCCCAUGGUAAGAAGGCAAAGACCUCAUCUCAAGUGCUAAAUGACACAGCUCUACCUAAACAGGAAAAACAUUUGUACUUGGCCAAGUGUGAAGAUGGAAGAUUAUUCUAUGAGGGAGACUGGUACAGCAAGGGGCAGAGCAUCAUACUGGAGAUAAAGGAUGAAGCACCCUCACAUGCAACAAUUACGGCUGUCAGCACAGGAGAGGUCUGGCUCCGCAGGUUAGAUGGCAGCAAAACCAAAUUGUACGUCAGCCAGCUUCAGAAAGGGAAAUAUUCUAUCCACAAGGCAUGACCUUUGACAGGGACCCUCUACCAUCGAGGAAAAGCUUAUACCUGCAAAAACAGAUUAUAUAAAACGAAAAAGUACUUUUUGAUUAGCAGCCUUCUACCUGGGGUAUACGUGGAAGACUGGCACUAAGGAAACUCAGUGCAACUUCGUUAUGGAGCUUGGCAAAAUGAUUGCCAAAGUUUAAAGACCAUGAGCAAAUCAGAUUCCCACUUGUGCUUCUAGAGGGAACAAAGUUUGGCAAAACAACCAGCUUUGCAGAGGCUGGUUAAACAGAAGACCCACCCCCCCAACAUCCCAUGCCUCCUUUCCAGAUUGCUCAUAAAAUUCAUGAGUGGUGAAACCAAGAGAAUAUCUUAGCACUUUCUCUUAUCUUUUCUUUUGGUGACCUACUCUGCACUAAGACUCAAAUCUGUGUGUGGCAUGAACUACAGAGUAAUUAAAAAUACUAGUUGGAGCCUGUAUCCAAAUGGUGCUUUAUGAAUUUGAGUUACAUGGCAAAGCUCAACUGUGGAUACUGCUUGCAAUUGUACAGCACUUUUUAAAAACCGGACCGACUCUGAACUGGAGUCCUAAGCACUAAACCAUGGAGAUUGUGUAGAAUAAAAAGUUUAUUUCAAAUCUGUUGAAGCUUUAAAAAAUAAGACAUCUAUGAAAAUAAAUAUUUGACACGAA